Messenger RNA from Cyprinodon tularosa, 2663 nucleotides. RefSeq lists its product as uncharacterized. The transcript has 13 exons. The record is from RefSeq and is a predicted model, not a curated record. Bases 61 to 2058 code for a protein of 665 amino acids. Gene Ontology annotation, molecular function: ubiquitin-protein transferase activity. Lineage: Eukaryota; Metazoa; Chordata; Actinopteri; Cyprinodontiformes; Cyprinodontidae.
CAGAAUGCAGAUAUUGAAACUGCUGUGAGAAAUAUUCUCAGCUGCAUUAGAAGACGUCCAAUGCAACAUUCCGCUAGCAAUGUGGAACGGUCAAGCAGUUCACAAAGAUCAGUUCGGUCUACGGAAACUCAGGCUUGCACCCCUAGUACGUCUUCUACUAACCAGCCUGUUAGACAAAACACAGUUCAGCAGGAGAUGCAAAGGUCUUUUCCUGCCAUGUUUACUAGAAACCGGGCACGUUUUAAAAGGAAAGCACUUGAACCAACAAGGCCAACAUGUUCACGUUUGUUAGAACUCCAGUUCUGCCUGUUACCGGAAAAUUCAACCAGGACUCCAAGAGACGAAACAGUGCUCCUGCAAGCUGGAUUAGGAAGGAGAACUGUAACUCUUGCAGAUGAUGCUGAUCAUGCAGAGAUAACCAAAGUUCUCCUUGAAGAAUACCCAAAACUGCGACAGUUACGUGGUGGCUGGCUUCUUCAAAAAGCCACUGGUGGGAAUGGCCAAAGGAAAACCACUCCGCUACCCCAGUCCUCAGUGGGUUACACAUCAAAAAUACUGAAGUCCUCCUCCAACAAUGGGAAGAUUACCAUCUAUAUCGUCCCAUUACAAGAAAAGAUAGACAUUGUCCCUUUACCAUACAAUGCACCAGAAUUCGAGAAUAUGCCGAAAAAUUACUGCAUGACCUGCGGUGCAUCAGUUCCACUGCAGCUGCUACCUUUUCACCUCGAGUCUUGUCAGUGUGAUGAUAAUGUGGAACCUGUAGUGAUAGCGGAAAAUGACCAGGAGGAAGAUAUCAUUUGUAUGGAUGCCUGCCCCAUAUGCGGAGAGAAGUUCUCUCCGGAGAUGAUGCCUCUCCAUGCAAGUUUUUGUGGAGAAAGCCCUCUGAUGGAACAUGUUACAUCAGUUCCAUCAGACCAAAGUGUAUCACCGGGGUUUCCCAUGGACAGCAGUACCACCGAAAGCAGCAUUGCUAGCACUUCAAACUUUAGUCUAGCAUUCGACACACCACAAAGCAGACCAUUGGGGCCAUCACCUGCAGUAAAUGAUGCCUGGAGAAGAGUUGAAGCUCCAGAAAGGGCUUUAGUCCUGUACAGGAAGUAUUUACUGGAGCAGAAAGAAGACGAGCCAAUCCUGAAAGUAAAACUCGACUUGAGAGAGGAUGUUGAGGAACAGGAGGAGAGACUAAUCAACUUUUACAAGGUCCAUAAAGUAGACUGGGCCAGACCACUCCAUUGCAGAUUGGAAGGUGAUGUAGCAAUUGGAGAGGGUGUAAAACGCCAUUUCUUCAGCCUACUGAUGCACAAGUUGCAAACUGGAUUUUCCAAGGAUUUUGGAAAUAGAACUGGAACUUUACUUUUUGAGGGCCAACCUGACCAUCUCAUUCCUUCCACCUCAAAAGUGCUUGUACAAAGUGACUUGUUCAAGAUGGCAGGAAGGAUGAUAGGCCACUCUUUUCUCCAUGGUGGUCCUCCUCUAACAGGCAUCAGUCCUGCAAUCUUGCAUGUGUUGCUGGGAGGCUCCACUGAGACAGCACCCAUUGUGCUGGAAGAUGUGGCAUACAUUGACAUCCGAGAGACAAUAGAGCUGGUGCUUGAGCGAACCUCACAACAAAUCCGGCAGCUGAGGCAGGGCCUGCAAGAGUCGAUGUUGUUGCCACUAUUGGAGGCCAGGCCAGAUGUUGCAGCUGUGAUUUUCCCAUGUCAGAAGAUGGCUGAAUGUAGUGCCCAGAUGGUCCUUAAAAACAUAAUCUGGCCUGAAGAGGGGGAGCAGAAUGAGGAUGGAUGCUCAGUUACUGCCAAAUCCUUAGUUGCUGGCUACCUGCGCCAAUUUGUGGAGAAAGUGACGGAAAACAAACGGAAGCAGUUGGUGAAAUUCUGGGUUGGCUGGGAGAUGCCCAUGCAGGACAUGCAAGUGAAAGUGGUACAGGCAGACCAUCCAACAUCUUCCACUUGCUUUCACAUCCUACGUUUGCCUAGUCACUACACAACUUAUGACCAAUUCCAACACAGUUUGGAGAGUUGCAUUGCAACUAAUGACUCUGGCUUUGGACUAAUUUGAACUCUAAAACAUGACAGCAUGUUUGGCUGCAUUAUGUUGUUAGGCCACAUUACAUCAAAUGUUUUUCAGCACCAAAGUUCAGUUAGUUAAAGGAAUUCCAAUUAAAAUAUGGUUAAUCUGUUCAUUAAUCUGCAGUGUUGUUUGAUGUUUCAUUUUUAUACUUUAGACCUUUAUUAAUUCCAUCUAAACAAUGGAAAAGAUAGAAUUAUAGCAGUAUCUCAAAAUGGUGAGUGUGGAGUCUCCAUUACUAAUUACAUUGGCAAUGUAUAUAAAAUGUCAAAAAAGGCUUAAUACUUUACAAAGGUUUAAUGUAAACACCAUUUUAUGAAACAAAGCUUUAAAUGAGCCUUCUCGGUCAUCAACAAAGUUACAAAAGCUUUGAAAACAUGACAAUAGAUCAUAUUUGACUUUCAGAUUACUGUUCACCUUUAUAAAAUGUUGAAUUAUUCAGAAUGUCACUCAGUUGAAUAUCUGGCACAAAUAAUUGCUAGACCUCUCAGGCUGCUGCAAAAGCGUAACUUCAAUGUCUUAACAGUUGUGUUUUACAAUGCUCUUUACCUGUUCACAACAAACUUAUUUGAAACAUGAAUAAAAAAAUGAAAUGC